Messenger RNA from Silurus meridionalis, 1293 nucleotides. It is a transcript of the gene sumo3a, whose product is annotated as small ubiquitin like modifier 3a. Bases 138 to 422 code for a protein of 94 amino acids. Gene Ontology annotation, cellular component: nucleus. Gene Ontology annotation, biological process: protein sumoylation. Gene Ontology annotation, molecular function: ubiquitin-like protein ligase binding; protein tag activity. The transcript has 4 exons. The record is from RefSeq and is a predicted model, not a curated record. Lineage: Eukaryota; Metazoa; Chordata; Actinopteri; Siluriformes; Siluridae.
GACGUCCAAUCGCGUCCUGAGGAGGUAAAGAGCGGCGCGUUCUCGUGGCGGCUUCGGGAGGACAGGCGGUUGUUGAGAGCGCAUCUUUUUUUUGGAAAUAAUAAUAAAAAACAAAUCCGCUUCCUUUUUCUGCUAAAAUGUCCGAGGAUAAGCCCAAGGAGGGAGUGAAGACAGAGAAUGACCACAUCAACCUGAAGGUGGCUGGACAGGACGGUUCCGUGGUCCAGUUUAAAAUUAAGAGGCACACGCCGCUCAGCAAGUUAAUGAAAGCGUACUGCGAAAGACAGGGAUUGUCGAUAAGACAGAUUAGGUUUAGGUUUGAUGGCCAGCCGAUAAACGAGACGGAUACGCCAGCACAGUUGGAGAUGGAAGACGAGGACACUAUCGACGUAUUUCAACAGCAAACAGGCGGCCAUCGCUAAGCUCGCUCCUCCACACAAUGGGGGGGUGGGGGUGGGAUCUCUCGGCUGUUUUAUUUGACUCGAACCCCAAAAUGUUUAACUGUGCUGUUUAUUUACUCUUUUUUUUUUUUUUUUGUCGUGUUGGUUUGGAUGAUCCUCCCUAGUUUUCUUAGGGUUGGACUCUCAUUCUUUCUGAUUCCCGCCCCCUCUCCCUCUUUCUUUCCCAAUAUUUAAAGACACACGAGGUAACGUGUGGCUGAGGCGAAUCCAAGAUGGCUGCCGUAGGGUUUAAAAUGGCUGCUAUAUGAACAAGAAGGUCCAUUUUCUUGUGAAAAAAAAAGCCCAGCCCAGAGUUUCCUGUUCUGAUCAAUAAAACGGUCCAUUCCCACCAUCAGUAUCAAACCUGCCAAAUUAGGAGGAGACCUGAUCCUUUUUUUUUUUUUCUUUUUUUUUUUGUCUUGUGCAGCUUUAAUUCUAUUUUUAAUCCAUGUCAUGUUUAACUGAAAGGACGCCCAUCCAGCCUUAGUUGGUUCAACUGCAGAGAAUAAAGGAAUCUUUGGUGUUUUCUUGACCAAACCCCAAAUAUGUCCCGGAUUAGUCCAGGUUUUUAUUAUAAAUCGCCUAUAAGUCCCUCUAUUAUAUUCCCCCCCCCCCCCCCCCCCCUUUUCCUUUUUUUCACUUUUCAAAGGCAACAAGUCGUCACACUUUCUGCUCCGUGUCGGGCGACAGUCACCCUGAAGAGGAAUAGUCUUAUUCGUCCCCCUACAUUCUGGCGUCCACGAGAGUCGGGACUGAAUCGGCGUCCGUGUGGUCUCAUUUUUUUCUGUACUGAUUUGUACAUUAUUUGUUGUCCUUUACUACUGUAUACAAUAAAUAUAGUUUGGUACUCAGA